AUGUCGUCACGAGGCUCAUGGCCUUCCAUAGAUUUAAAUCGAAAUUCUUCUUCCAGGGGUUAGUUUUUUUCAGAAAUUUUAAAAAAAACAAGUUUUUUCCGGGAAUUUGGUGAUUCCCUUUUUCAUCUCCGAUUCAUACUCACAAAACUUUUUGCAGCCGAUGACCUUCCGCCACAGCCACGUCGCCUCGAGGUCGUCUCCAAACAGGCGACCCGCGUGACGGCGCUCUCCACGAAAUUGGAGUGGAAGAUCGAACAGUUUGAGAAGCUUAUGAAGCUGGUGAAGAACGGAUCGAACCUGAUUUCACGAAUGUUCAGUGUGCCAGACGCGCCCACAGUCUGCUGGGAACUGCAUGUUUAUCCGAACGGAAAACGAGAAGAGGACAUGAACAACGUGUCGUUUUUUCUUCGACAAGUCGGUCUAUCGGUGAGUUCUUUUUCACUUUACGCCUAAUUCAGUGCAUUUUUCAGAGAGGAGAAGAGCCGAUAAUGACAGAAUUUCAAAUUUACGCCCUGGAUCAAAAUAGUCAACGAGUCAGCGUUUGCCGAGAUACAAAAGACUUUACAAAUCAGCAAGGACGAGGCAAAUUCCAAGUGACACGAGACAAAAUGACGGGCGCCCUACGCUCGGACGGAACUCUUUUCCUAAUCUGCGAAGUCGAAUACUUUCCGCCCGGCUCGAAGAUAUCCGUGGAGCCGGUGGAAGAGGAAACGAGCUUAGAAGAGCAAGAAGAAUUGCCGGAAGUGAUAGUACGCUCGAACAAUCGGAAUAUGUGGGAGGAGGAGUUGUUCACGGACUGCGUCAUCCACGUCGGAAACAAGUACAUCAAGGCGCACCGCUGCAUUCUCGGACAGAAUUCGCCCGUCUUCAAGAGCAUGUUCUCGUCGCCGAGCAUGAUUGAGGCGCAACGCGGAGAGAUUCACAUCGAGGACGCCAAAUACGAUUCGGUGAGAGCCAUGGUCGAGUUCAUGUACACGGGAGCCACGGAGCAGCUCGAAUCGCAGGGAAAUAUCGAUGAGAUUCUCGCUAUCGGUAAGUGAAUUUUCAAAACAAUUCCUCAAAAUUUGUGGAUUUUCAGCUGACAAGUACGAAGUUCUCUUGCUGAAGGACCAAUGCGAACGCCUGAUCGCCCAGACGAUCAGUCUGAAGAACGUGACCUCGAUUGCCAUGUUCUCCGACACCUACACUGCCGACUACCUCAAGUCGGCUGUGAUACGAUUCCUGACGGGCCACCAUCGCACCGUCAUGAAAAGUGCGGAAUGGAGUGUUCUGAAGAAGUCGCGGCACGAACUGGCGAACGAGCUGCUCGAGGCGGUGCUCGCCAGGAACCCGGAUAACGGAGACGGCGCUGGAGCUGCCCGUGGCCAGAGCCCCCAGCCAGCGAGAAAACGGCUCCGUCGCGGCGGUGCCAAGUAA
Messenger RNA from Caenorhabditis sp. 36 PRJEB53466, 1416 nucleotides. The record is from the annotation of a GenBank genome assembly. Lineage: Eukaryota; Metazoa; Nematoda; Chromadorea; Rhabditida; Rhabditidae.